GUAUUCCGCUUGCGGACUCCCAGCACGAGAAAGGAUCCGAAAAGACCGGCAGUUCAAACCUGCGAAGCGGCAUUCACUGGCAAGGCCGAUCAGCAGCGUAGCGUCCGCCUAGCCUCCUGACGUGUAGGCGCAACGUGACAUUCUUCGAUCGCUCUUCUUUCAUCGGCUCAGGCGCGUAUUUCGGACAGCAAGAGAAGGAGUAACGAACCUGAGCCGGGGAUGGAGGUCGAGCAGCAGCCGGUCGGCGACCCCGCGGGCGCCGCGGGCGGCACGGCGCCGGCCUUCGACGCCUUCCUGCAGACGGGUCGCACGGGGCGUCGUAACGCCCUCCCCGACAUCCUCGAGGAGGGCGCCACUAACGUCAGCACCGCGUCCCUGCCUUGCUCCUUCCAGAAGCUCUCGUGCAGCGACCCGUCACCGAACACCAACUCCGCAGAAUCGUCAACGGACAAGCCUUCGACGUCGCAGGGGCCACCCAAGUCCUAGUGUGCCUGCCCCUCGAACACAGGAACUAAGGUGUCUGUGUUGGUGAAAACGUUGUUCCCCAUGAACUGGCCCUCCGGCCAGGGCUGCUUCAAGAAGUCCCCAGCCACACCCACACGGCAGGGCGGCCCUCGGCGAAAUUCUCAUUCGCACGGAUUGCUGGUAGUGUCGCUGUUACGCGCUUAAUGUUUGCUCUGCACUCCACUUAUGAUAUGCCCGUUUGAUACAGCGCAGCUCGAGAGAAAGAAAAAAGCAACAGUAUCUGGACAAUGUGAACCACUAAGCGGCUAUUUCGUGAUGUCACACCAGCGGCAGUGUACGCGUAAAGACCCGAAUAGCAUUCCUGAAAAUGGGACUCUACAAAACAGGCCUGCGUUCAGAAUCUGGCAACUCUUCGGACACUCGUGCUUUUGCGUCUAGUUCAUAAAUUCUAAAUUUGGAAGUAAAGAUCAAAACGCAGAGAUCUUGCGCACCCCAUGUAUGCGCAGCUAUGUAUGGCAGCGUGUUGGGCAUACGUGCUGAAGUGUUCGCUGUGCGCCCCCUUUGUUAGGUGCAGCGUGCUCCGAUCCGAUCGUUUUCUCAUUGCUAAACGCCUCGAGUGUGCUGCCUUUUUGUUACCAGCGUCUACGUGCAGCUCUCACUAAUUUGUGCAGGUUUCCACGUAAUGCACCUUCCUUAAAGUUCCUCUUUUCCUCAACACGCGCAGUCAUGGCAAGGCAGCUUGACACGUCGUACACUUGCCACGGAGUGAGCCCUUCCUUAAUGCACUUUUAUAUUUAUUUAUUUACUCGUUGUUCGUAACUAAAUGUCGUCCGUAAGCUUAUACCAGCGCGAGCUCUUUGCUUCGGCUUUCGGGUCGGACGGCUCCGGCCCUGCGCCGCAGCGCGCGUGCGUGCAGCUCCGAUCGUGUCAACUGAUCCCGAUUCGGUAGCGCCUGCGGCAAGCCUUGUUUUUAUUUUAGUAUGCGUGCGUAAAUACAAAAAUAGCCCGUUACGCGUGGUGUAUGUGUACUUUUCCGAACUGUCUCGUGAUGUUAUCGCGAAAGCGCGUGAUCGCGAACCCAAAUCGCGACGUUUUGUGGCAUUAGUGAUACGUGACCGACUUUCCUUUAAUGGCGGACGUGUUGCGCGGGCGGGGGAAGCGCCAGAGAAGCGAGGCGAAAAGAAAAGUAAAAACGCUCGCCUUGAGGUGCUCUUCGUCUACAGAGCUUGUUGAAGGUUCUGGUUGUGUUUUGUACACAGAGAAACGAGAGAAAUAAACUUUUCAGUCUAUA
Molecule: messenger RNA, 1756 nt
Organism: Dermacentor albipictus
Lineage: Eukaryota; Metazoa; Arthropoda; Arachnida; Ixodida; Ixodidae
Source: RefSeq, a predicted model, not a curated record